CAUCUGUAACCUAAAAAUGAUAAUAAUUAAUUAAAAAAAUAAAAAAUAACCAUAAAAUAACAAGUGAAAAUUAAUUUCUAAAUUAUAUGUAUCAAAAUGCAUGAUAAUAUAACAUGUGGUAAAAAGAUUUUUAUUUAUUAGUAUGAAUUCUAUUUAGCCAAUAUUUAUAUCGGAAGACUUUAUUGUUUUGGUUAGGCCUUUGUAUGUACCCCAUAUAUAUGUGAAAUAAGAAAAAGAUCAUUCAUGGAAAAUAUAUCAAAACUGUAUUUGUCCUUCCAAAGUGUGUCUCAUUUCCAAGUUCAAAUCAGCAGUACCAAGCCAAAUGCCUAGCUGAGUCGAUAUUAUUAUGCUAAACUGUUAUACAAUUUGACCAAAGCUUUGACUUUGAACUUUUAGUCUCCACCAUCACAUACCUAAAAGAACUAGCAAUUAGUUUAAGGUGUUAUGAGUAAACUGAUUUGUUAACCAAGUCUUUAAAUUAAUGGUAGCUAUUUUCUAAUCAUUGAAAUGGUAGUCAAUUACUUCGAUCAAGCUUUCAGGAAGUUCAUUAAUGGGUGAAUUGAUGGCAGAAUGUUACAAAUUAUGUAGGCUCAACUCUCAAGUGAAUCGAAAAGUCGAAAUAAGCCAGAAGUCAUUUACCUGUCUAAAUAUUAAUGAAGCUUCUAUGCACGCGUGUAGAGGGAAGGAGACCCACACCUUCCCACGUGUAUGCUCUACUGGGAAUAGAUACGGUUGCGCACGUGUCACCUCGGGCCCUCCAUUUCUUCUCCCCUCUUCUAUUCUAUAUCAUCACCCCUCCAUACCACUCUGUCUUCUGAAUCCGUACAGGGUGUCCUUUACCCUAAACUAUUACCUAAAUUCAAUCAUUCACCGGUCUACCCAAUACGAGUUUUUUUUUUCCAAAUCCGGCAAGUGUUCUGAUGAUGGAGACGCAAAUUCAGACCAAUUACUCAUACAUGGGAAGAAAUUUUAGCAACACAAAUGAUGAUUCCACCGCUUUUAGUGAUUGCAACAGCGACCGAUCAGGUGAAUUCCCGACGACCUCUUCCGAGAGCCGUCGUCUCCUUUUGUCAUGCGCCACCGAGAACUCAGAAGAUCUAAUCCGGCAGCUUGUGUCUGGUCUCGAAUCUGGUUCGGUUGACGAUCAGAAACAAGCAGCGAUGGAGUUACGGCUCUUAGCAAAGAACAAACCGGAGAACAGAUUGAUGAUCGCUAGAGCUGGAGCAAUCAGGCCGUUGAUUGCGCUAAUCUCAUCGUCGGAUCCGCAGCUUCAAGAGUAUGGGGUGACGGCGAUUUUGAACUUGUCUCUCUGCGAUGAAAACAAAGAGCAAUUGGCUUCUUCCGGAGCAAUCAAACCGCUGGUUAGAGCGUUGAAGAGCGGAACAUCAACGGCGAAAGAAAACGCAGCGUGUGCUUUACUUCGUUUAUCUCAAUUAGACGAAAACAAAUCUGCGAUCGGACGGUCAGGAGCGAUUCCUUUACUUGUAAACCUUCUCGAAAGUGGAAACAUCCGCGGGAAAAAAGACGCGUCGACGGCGUUGUAUUCAUUGUGUUCGGUGAAGGAGAAUAAGAUUCGAGCUGUAGAGGCGGGGAUCAUGAAGCCGUUGGUUGAACUCAUGGCCGAUUUCGGAUCAAACAUGGUGGACAAAUCGGCAUUUGUGAUGAGUAUUUUGGUAUCCACGGCAGAGGCAAGGGCGGCGCUGGUGGAGGAAGGAGGAAUCCCGGUGUUGGUGGAAAUCAUAGAGGUCGGAUCACAGAGGCAGAAGGAGAUAGCGGUGGUGAUAUUGUUACAGAUAUGUGAUCAGAGUCUGGUGUACCGGACUAUGGUGGCCCGCGAAGGAGCCAUUCCUCCCCUCAUCGCCCUGUCGCAAUCUGGUACCAAUCGGGCUAAACAAAAGGCGGAGACGUUGAUUGAGCUUCUACGGCGACCAAGAUCCGGCAACAACGCGGCCAACCAGGAUUUGACAGAUUAACAUGUUCUCCUUUCCAUCAGAAUGAAUACACACAUACUUACAAACAUGGGACAAAAAUUUGUAUAUGUUUACGGUUGCUUCCUAUGUUUUGUAAGACACAAAUAUUAAGUUUUUUUUUU
This is a messenger RNA of Lactuca saligna, 2092 nucleotides long. The record is from the annotation of a GenBank genome assembly. Lineage: Eukaryota; Viridiplantae; Streptophyta; Magnoliopsida; Asterales; Asteraceae.